UGGACAUUUAUAUUUCUUAUUACGUGCAAAGUCAUUCUUUGAAAUGCGUGUUUUAUUUUCUAUUCUAUAAAUAUUAAAUAUUUUUUCUGUAGUGCUCGUUAUUGUAUGAGGUAUGACCUCAAUGAUUAAUCGACGUCCGUUCGUAAGUAAGUAAGGAGAAACCUUCCAGAUUCAAGGAUCCGUGCAUCAUCAACCAUCGGAAUUGCGGACCGAUAAUCGCAGAGAAUUUAAGGAACCAAGUGUGAAUUCUUUAUUUCGAGACGAUUUUUGUAUUCCUGUUUUGGCUUUGUAUCGUGUGAUUGUACAUGAUUUGAUACAACAAUAACGAACCAUUUUGUUUUCCCUUAGAAUUUGUCACUUAUAACACCUCACGUGCGUCAUGAAACCACAGAACAAAUGCUUCGGUCAAAGGUAUAUGUACGACUAUUAGUUCUUGGCUUGGCCGUUGGGACGUGGGUGCGCUGAGAUCUUGGAUCGCGUCUUUUACAUUACCUAAGUGGCAACGUUAGCAGUCCAUAGGUAUGUAGUCAAAGUUUCCAAGUGUCAAGUGUGCGGGUAUUUGAAAUACUAACCUGUCCGAUAAUUCAUGAUAAUCCUCGUGUCAGUGCGGUUUAAGAUCGACGACGUCGAUAAAUGCUUUUAUAAUUUAGAACACGUAAAAUGGGUCCUCCACCCGUAGUUACCGGGAUAUCACCCAAGGAAGGCCCACCGGGCACUCGGGUGAUAGUGCGGGGUGAAUUUUUAGGAGUCAAAGCUCAAGAUCUCAUAGGAUUGACAAUAUGUGGGUGCGAUUGUCUACUUUCGGCCGAAUGGAAAUCGUCGAACAAAAUAAUAGCAAGAUCGGGACCUUGCAAGGGUCGUGGCGACAUAAUAGUGACGACACGGAGUGGAGGACAAGGAACCUCGACAGUACAGUUUCGUGGUUAUCACGAGACCAUAGGCCCCAUGAAGGAGUCGGCGGUAUGGGUAGAGGAAGCUCCUAUGGAGAGUUUGGGUUGGGGUAGAAGAGCUCUGUCACCUACAAACUAUCAACAGGAAGAUCCUUUGGGGCUUAGCGUAGAAGGGAACGAUAAAAAAUUUCCCGAGGAUGAGUUGAUCGACCUUUUCGGAGAUGGGAGCGGCGAUCUCACAAGCGAGAAGUUUCAUCCAGGAUGGUUUUUAUUGCAACACCAUCAUGCCACAACUUUAGAAGACUUGAAAGCCGGUUUGGCUUAUCUGAGAAGGAAAGUCAAUUCGCAAAAGGAAGGACAGCUAUCAUUUCUAAAGGCUAAUGUGGGAGCAGUAAUGGAGCAACUUGAUACAAUAAUGUCGUUGAAAGAUCAGUUCGAAGCAGACAUGAAAAGUUAUGGAAACGAUCCUACGGAAAAAUUGGAGGGAGCUAUUAAGCAGUCUAUGUCGGAAGCUAAUAAGUUAUUCGACGAUGUACUAGCAAGAAGAGACAGAGCUGAUGCCACUCGUAACGCGCUAGCUGUUAUGCAACGUUACAAAUUUCUCUUUUGUAUGCCGAUAAAUAUCGAGAAAAACAUAAAGCGCGGCAAUUAUGAUCUCGUGAUUAACGAUUAUGCCAGAGUCAAAAAUUUGUUCAAGAAUACAGAAGUGGAAGUUUUUAGGAAAGUGCUGGAGGAAAUCGAAAACAGAAUUGCACAUUUUAAAGUACUGUUACAGAAAAAAUUAGAGGAGAUGCCGUUUAGCUUGGAGGAGCGUAAAAAGAUCAUCAGAAAUCUUGUCAAUCUCGAUGCCGAAGGUGAUCCAGCAUGGGAUGCAAUAGUUUCACACGCCAAUUAUUUAGAAAAAAGUGUUUUCAAUGCUGUACGUGAACAUUUGGAUAUAAGUAAAGUUAAUUGUGAGGAUGCCAAUAAAAUUUAUGCCAAGAAUACAUCGAUAAAUAUGAAGUAUUUACGCUCGCAGAAGAACGAUGGAAAUAAUAUACCGUCGCAAAUCUCGUGCGUUGAAGCAAUUUGUGAUAUCGUGGUCGAACAAUUGCCAGAUUUGUGGAGAUUAGGACAGAGUUAUUUUACAGGACAGUUACACGUGGCAGUAGAUACGGAAAAGCAAAGUCACUUUAAAAGCUUAGUUUUGUCGAGCAUGCAACACGCUAUGGAGGCCAUGAAAAACACAUGCAGUCAUGAUGUAGAAGCAACUUGGCUCUUACAUAUCUUACGUUGCGUUAGACAAAUGUACGCAUCUCUGAUACAUCUGGAUUUACCUAGCGAAGCUCUCGAUAUUUUCGGAUCGUUUAUAUUGGAGUUAAGGAUACAGUGUUUGGUUGCUCUCUUCAAACAAGGAGCGGACGAUAUAGCAGCUCUGAGCCGAAAGGAGACAUGGCAGAUAGAGUACUUAAACGAGAAUGGUGGUGUGACCAAACUGCCAUAUCUCUUUGAGGAAAUAGUCUUGGAAAUAUCGAAGCACGCACGCGAAACGGUAGUUGCUUGCGGUCCAAGAGAAGGACCCUUAUUCAAUGAUCCAACGCAUCAUAAUCUCUAUCAUAGUACCAUCAAGACAUUAUUCACAUCAUUCACGCGAUGUCUACAACAAUUGGCAUUUAGUGGUUGCGAAGAAGCCAUGGACAAUGACGAGACAUCGGUCUCACAAUUGGUCGGUUCGCCCGCUGGCUAUAAGAGUCAAACGGUUAAGCAUCAAGGACCGACGUGGGAGCAAUGUCUCUUAAUCUCGUUAAGUAAUAUACGAUACACGCUAAAUAUCGUUUUACCAAGAAUCGGAGACAUUCUGAAAGCUCAAGGCUAUCCGGAGCUGUCCAGCGCAGUCGGAUGGAACUCCGAUUGGACGCAAUUGGAGACGUUGGAUAGUGCGGUCCUGGACGCGUAUCUGGAACGCCGUUGCGACCCGCUAGUUGGCACGAUCGAGCCCAGCAUGUAUCUGGGCGGUUUGGAGUGGGACUUUGAUUCUGAGCCAACUCACCUGAAGCCGUAUGCCCAAGAGAUAUUAGCGAAUCUGAUCGCGGUGCACGCAGAGGUGCGUCGAGUCGCGCCAGCGUUAUUACAGCGGAUUCUGUCGCACAUAAUAGAGACUAUAGCGGAGGAACUCGCACGACUGAUGUCAUGCGUAACGCAGUUUCGUCCGGCUGGGAUUAUUCAAGCCCGAACGGACAUAAUACUCUUGAGAAACGCCCUACAGGCCUAUAGCACGAGUAGAGCCAGGAGUUUCUUCGAAGAGGCCCUAGACGCGAUACCUCAGCCUGUGAACAAGGAAGAUCGCUCACGGAUAGACGCUCUUCUGUCGAAAGUCACGACAUGCAUGCGACUGCAAUUGUCGUGUCUGGCCAGUGACAGCACGGGAAAUAUUCGUUAUCUGACGGCGGACCCCGAGCGUGUUACCACUGUAUAAUAUAUAAUGACCAAAGUAUCGUAACAAAAUAACACAGAUAUGCUGUAACUAUUAUUCACACACAUACACACAAUGUUCAUCAUACAAUAGACUUACGCAAAAUAGAUUUGGGACUCGAUGAAAAUAAAAUAAAUCUGUAAUAAUA
Messenger RNA from Ooceraea biroi (clonal raider ant), 3490 nucleotides. RefSeq names its product exocyst complex component secretory 5 (gene Sec5). Gene Ontology annotation, cellular component: exocyst. Lineage: Eukaryota; Metazoa; Arthropoda; Insecta; Hymenoptera; Formicidae. The record is from RefSeq and is a predicted model, not a curated record. Gene Ontology annotation, biological process: exocytosis; Golgi to plasma membrane transport.